Messenger RNA from Encephalitozoon intestinalis ATCC 50506, 1614 nucleotides. Its product is annotated as peripheral Golgi membrane protein. The transcript has a single exon. Gene Ontology annotation, cellular component: Golgi apparatus. NCBI's taxonomy places the organism in Eukaryota, Fungi, Microsporidia, Unikaryonidae. Gene Ontology annotation, molecular function: protein binding. The record is from RefSeq and is a predicted model, not a curated record. Gene Ontology annotation, biological process: Golgi organization. Bases 1 to 1614 code for a protein of 537 amino acids.
AUGGGAUCGUGUUUAUCAACAAUUAAGUCGCUGCAAAUACUAAAGGUUUCGGAAGGCAGUGUAUCGCACAAGAAUGGCAUUCUUCCGUUCAUACACUCAAUAGUUGGCUUCAAUGGAAAGGCAAUUGAAAGCAAGGACGACGCACUGAUUAUGAACAAGGAGUGGGAGCGCAAAGCUCUUCAGCUGGAGUUGAUAGACAUGAGAACCAUGGAGACAUCUGUUCUUGAGAUACCGAAGAAGGAUAAAACAAGACUUGGAAUCAGCGUGAAGUUCCAUCAGAAUAUUGCCAGUCUUCUUUCCAUGGAGGUUUUGAGAGUGAAUUCAGGCUCUCCAGCAGAGAAAGCAGGGAUGGUGGUUGGAGACUAUAUUCUCGGAAUAGAAAACAUAUAUUCAAAGGAUGAAGAUGACCUGCUGAGGUUUCUUGAAUUGAAUAGAAGACGAACGGUUCCAUUGUUUGUUUACAAUAACGACCUUGAAUAUGUGAGAGUAGUUUAUCUUCAGGUAGGGAUGGACAUAUUAUUGGGAUGCCAGGUGGGGAUAGGAGAGCUGUAUAAGGUGCCUUUCAAUCCAAGGAGAAGCAUGGUUGAGUUCAAUAGUGAAAUAACCAAGAAUGAUGUUAAGAGGCUUAGAAGGAAGCUCCGUGGAAAGGAUAUCAUCAGCAGUAGGCUAAGAGAUGUUGUUAGUGGGAACGAAAUAUUUUCUGAGUCUGUGUCGAGCACCUAUGUUUGGGAUGCUCAAGAAAAAACGCCUUCAUAUGACUUCAUGAGUUCGGACAAGAAGAAAGGACUUUCGGAAAGGGUCUCUUCGGGGAUAGUUAGAGAUUCCCAGGCCUUGGAUAUUCCUUUCUUGGAUAUGGAGGAUGCGAAUGAGAUUCCUGUGAUACUUCCUGAGAGCCUUACCUAUGAGGUCCCUAUAGACAGACAAAGACGGGUAGACAAAGAAGAAAGUAAGAAAUCCAAGAGUAUUUUAAGCAUUCUCGAGCAUGAGAACGACGAUAAUUUUGACUUUGAAGGUAGUCUUUCCCUGGUGAGGAGUAAUGGGGCUAGGAAAAAGGAAAGGGAGAAGGAAGAAGCUGGAAAGAGAGAAGAACCUAAAGAAAGGGCGGAAAACAUGCCGCAAGAGGGGGAAAGAAAUGAUGAAGUAUCGGAGGCCUUUUUCCUUCCCAUAGAGAAGGGUGAUUCCCAGAAAGACGAGUUUGAUGCAAGAAACUUCUUGUCAAGUCUGAGUCUUUCUUUUUAUGGGACUGACAACGGAUAUGAUUCUGGCAGUUCUCAAAAGACUGUGGUAUCAUCGUCUCAGGAAGGAGACAACAAAUGUCCCUUGUGUUUUGAAUGCCAUCAGGAAGAACAUACGGUAUUUGGUAGUGAGGUAUCGGGAGUCUCAAAUUUAGAGACAAGUUAUGAUGCGGAAGACAACGAGGAAAGAGAAGAGUUUAGUGAAAUAUCACCUGACGUAUUCAACAGUCAUCCAAGAGUAGACAAGGUCUAUACGUCUUUGGACCAGUUCAGAGUAAUGGAGGGCCUAGAAAGCAAUGGCCCAUAUUCCGAGGAAGACAGCCGGGAAUCUGCAAAUGUCGGAUCCCCUCCCUACAGUGAUCCUGGAUCAAUUUUGUGA